GCUGUCUAAAUUACUUCGAACUGUACAUGGGGGGAGGGGGGGGUCAAUUACAAGGACUCUCGUUAUAUUAGUCCAUCCUGCAUAACAGGCAGAGCAGACGUGUAACCAUAUUGUAUUAAAUACUGGUAAAUUUACCACGGUUAUUUCACUCAGGCAACAUUUUCUAAGUUUUUAACAGUUUCUAGACUUUGCACUCCCCACACAAGUGUAGUGACCCAGAUAGAGUCAGUGUUUACACGCAUGCGCUGUUGCGUCUACAACUUCCUCAUCCCUGGAACUGGUGGUAUUGGAGUCCAGUUGUCGUAGUUUUUUACUUCACGGAUUGUUUUUGCUCAUAACGAGGAUUUCGUUGUUUUCAAAAGUGUCUUUUAUGAGUAAUCAAAGGCAGCAGAAGCCUACGCUAACAGGCCAGCGAUUUAAAACCCGAAAAAGAGAUGAAAAGGAGAGGUUUGAUCCUUCCCAGUUUCAGGAAAGUAUUGUACAAGGUCUGAACCAAACUGGCACUGAUUUGGAAGCUGUCGCAAAGUUUCUUGAUGCCUCUGGUGCCAAACUUGAUUAUCGGCGCUAUGCUGAGACUCUAUUUGACAUCCUGGUGGCUGGUGGAAUGCUGGCCCCAGGGGGUACCUUGUCAGAUGACAUGACAUGCACAGACUUCUGUCUCUUCAAAGCACAAGAGGACAUGGAGACCAUGCAGGCAUAUGCACAGGUCUUUAACAAGCUCAUCAGGCGUUACAAAUACUUGGAAAAAGGAUUUGAGGAGGAGAUUAAAAAGCUGCUGCUGUUUCUCAAGGGCUUCACAGAGUCUGAGCGCAACAAGCUGGCCAUGCUAACAGGAAUUCUGCUGGCCAACGGCAAUAUCUCUGCAUCCAUUCUGAACAGCCUCUUCAAUGAGAACCUGGUCAAAGAGGGUGUUUCAGCAUGCUUUGCUGUAAAACUCUUCAAAUCCUGGCUUUCUGAAAAGGACAUCAACUCUGUGGCUGCCAGUCUCCGAAAGGUUGGCAUGGACAACAGACUCAUGGAGCUGUUCCCUGCCAACAAGCGCAGUUGUGAGCACUUCUCGAAGUACUUCACAGACGCUGGGCUCAAGGAGCUUUCGGACUUUGCCAGAAACCAGGAGUCCAUAGGUGCUCGCAAGGAGCUGCAGAAAGAGCUUCAGGAGCAGAUGUCACGUGGGGACCCCCUCGGAGAUAUCAUUGCCUACAUCCGAGAGGAAAUCAAGAAGAACAACAUCUCUGAGCAGAUGAUGAUUGGAUUAAUUUGGUCCAGUGUAAUGAGCUCUAUGGAGUGGAACAAGAAGGAGGAGCUAGUCACAGACCAAGCCAUCAAACAUUUAAAGCAAUACAGCACACUGUUGAAGGCUUUUACCUCCCAGGGCCUCUCUGAACUUACUCUACUGCAGAAGAUCCAGGAGUACUGUUAUGAUAACAUCCACUUCAUGAAGGCUUUCCAGAAAAUUAUUGUACUGCUUUACAAAGCGGAUGUCUUGAGUGAGGAGGCAAUUCUGAAAUGGUACAAUGAAGCCCACCAAGCCAAAGGAAAGAGUGUUUUCGUUGAACAGAUGAAAAAGUUUGUUGAAUGGCUCAAGAAUGCAGAGGAAGAGUCUGAGUCUGAGGAAGAGGAGGCAGACUGAGGACCACUAGCUAUAACUAUCAUCUUAAUUUGUAUUUUUACAUAAUCACAGCACCAGAUGCAGUAGAUGGAUUUGUUACAGAAGUCUGUCUAUAUUUCUUUUUUCCUUUUCUAUUCUCUACCUCCUCAUAUCCAGUUCAACUGUAAUAUAAGGGCUUUAAUACUGUUUUUACUUUCGACAUGUUUUGUGUCUGAAUCAAUACUUGUACUCUCCUUUAUACUCUCCAGCAGCCAGUCACAGUGCCACAUUUAGCCAAAUAAAUUGAAACCCCUUUCAUGUAACAAAGGGGGGCUUUUUGGAGAGAUAGCUCCCUUUAAAAUUAGCCAGUUUUAAGGCAUAUUUCACAGCUAUUGUACUGUAUUUAGUCAUGGAACUCUUAUUUGCCAGAGGUCUAUCUGUGUAGUCAUGAUAUCUUGGUCCUCUGAAAGGCAAACUGUUUUUAUAACCUCAUUUUACAUCUCUGCCAAUUAUGUGACAACUUUGAAUUUAUUGCCAGUUUUUAGAUUCGGUCUCCAUUACCGCUGAUGGAGCUGUGCUGUUUCAAACAGCAAUGGUGGUGGUGGCAAUGCCCCAUAAAAUGAAAUUUAGUUGUUCCAUUCAUCUUACGUAACAGAACCAAUGCUUUGUGGGGUUUUUUUCAUUUACCGUAUAGUUUGACUUUUUAAAAUAAAUGGAAAUUCCUGGUUUU
This is a messenger RNA of Xiphias gladius (swordfish), 2318 nucleotides long. RefSeq names its product basic leucine zipper and W2 domain-containing protein 1-A-like. Gene Ontology annotation, molecular function: protein binding. Gene Ontology annotation, cellular component: cytoplasm; membrane. Lineage: Eukaryota; Metazoa; Chordata; Actinopteri; Istiophoriformes; Xiphiidae. The coding region runs from base 371 to 1630 and encodes 419 amino acids. The transcript has 12 exons. The record is from RefSeq and is a predicted model, not a curated record.